ACCCCAUAGAUCGAGCACCAAGGGGUCACUACUACUACUACUACUACUACUACUACUACUACUACUACUACUACUACUCUUGCAAAUAUCAAAAUGCCCACUCAGACCCUGAACAAAAUCAUUACUUCCUUCGCCACUCUCCCCAGAGAAGUCGCCCAUCAAAUCCUCAACGACAUCCGGAUCUGGGACAUCCUGCGGCUGAUCUGUUACAACGAUGCACACAUCAACACCGACAUCCUCACCCACCCAAGCCUGGGCCGAAUCGUGCACUACGAUGCAGAAAUCCUAGAGGAAGUCCGCAAAACGGCCGAUCUAUACCGCACAGUCUGCACCGCCCACAACCUCACCGCAGCACCAUUAUCAUCGCCCCUGGCGUUAAACACCCAGACGUUCCAAUCAGACUAUAAGGAAAUCACAAAUUACAUGCACCACCGGAUCAUCGAGGAAUUAUACCUCGAGUCCUGGCAACGGGCCGUCCUGGCUCAUUACACCGCCUUGCCCGCUGUAUGGGACUCAUCUACUAUCCACGGGUUAGAAGCCCGCUGGACCGCCAUCCAAGACGCGCAGAUGAAACUAAACACGCGGAAAGCCAGUCAGCUUCGUAAAGCAGCUGAUUUGCUGGAGACGAAUUCUGAUAUUGUGAAGAAAAUGAUCGAUCCCAGUCAGACGCGGCGGAAGAAUAUUCCACAUAUUGUCCAGCGACUGCGACGGACUGAGAAGCAGAUGCAAUGGCAAUCGUUGCUUCGGGGGGGACGGUUGAAAGGCAUGUCGUGGUUUGCAUAUGAGCUUUUUGCCGUGGUGCCGUUUGAUCGGGCUUUGGGGGUUGUUUUGCGGGGUUUGGAAGGGGUUGGGGUGAAAUAUGAGUUAGCGGCGGAGGAGAAGGUGGAUUCUGAGAGGUUGAUGAGGGAAACUCAGGGCUUGGGGGAGGUGGGGGGUGUGGUGAGGGUUGUGGUUGAAGGGUUGCAGUUUGUGUAUGAUGGUAAGCAGGCGGGUCGGUUGCCUAGGAUCGCGAGAGAGGAGGAGGGGGAUUCUUUCUAUUUUAUUCCGAGGGGUCCCGUGGAUGCGUGGAAUUAUGCCGGGGAGGGUCUGGCGAGGAUGUAUGAGGCUCAUGAUGACAGGGAGAUUGCCUGGUUGGAGGCUUUUGUGGUGGUGUAUCGGUAUUUUGAGGCCCGGGGGUGAGAGGUUGGAUUGGUCUGGGAGAUCUCCAUUUGUUAUGGAUAGUGACUAAGGUCUCCUUAGGGCUAAUUAGACUUUAAAGUGAGUAACAAUUUAAGAUGUACAUCGGGGUUGUUGUGGUGGAAAAAAUGGAAAGAAAACAUCAGUGAUGGUGCGCUGGGAUAGGAAUCAUAUCAAACAAGAUGCUCAGUUGUGCUAAUACGACUAUAUAAGAAACACGUCAACGCAAGCUUCCGUCUGCUAGUUCGGAUAAAGUCAUGUAUUCGAGUUAUUAAUUUUGAAAUGGACUGAGCCUGCCAAAGAGUGAUGGAAAAUAUUUAACCGCUGAGCUGCUAAUAUAUAUUCUGUACCAAAUUCCUCGCGUUGCCCGAUUAUUCCCUUGCUUCUGGGUAGUUCGUUUACUCCUGACAAAACUUUGAUUCAGACAGGCUGGUGGAUUCUCCCCAUUGUGCCUGGUUUUCGAGGAACAUUGCAAUCGUUGCGAAGGAACAAGAUAAGCUGAGGAAAGGCCAGCAAGCGAACCCGUGUCCCCUUCUGGAUAUAAAACAAUCAAGAACACUUUCUGUGUUUUGGACGACCACGAUCUUUCAUAGACAGUGCCGUGUCAAAUUGUCGGUCUGGGCGGGCGAAUGACCGUAGUCACUGAUUCAUACUUGAGUGUUCCACCGGUCUAUAAAAUGGUCGGAGUGGAACUCAAUGGCACAACACAAAGGGCCGGAAAGUUGUGAG
Molecule: messenger RNA, 1905 nt
Organism: Aspergillus pseudotamarii
Lineage: Eukaryota; Fungi; Ascomycota; Eurotiomycetes; Eurotiales; Aspergillaceae
Exons: 1
Coding region: 94-1179 (361 amino acids)
Source: RefSeq, a predicted model, not a curated record